ACAAGCCGCCCCGGGUACCUGGAUGGAUUGAGAGCUGAAGUGUGAGAAACUUCAUAAUAAGUUGCCGAUGGCUACCAGCCAAGGCCGGAGGGCUGUUUUGCAGUUGUGUUGAGCACAUCACACAUUCAGGGUCCUUUAAAGACCUGGAUUGAUUAGAAGGACAAAAAUUAAAAGCAAUCGGAUCCAGCCUCAUGCCAGAUCCCCGCGGAUUCGCUCCUUAUCCCAUUUCCAUCCACUGUCACAAUUUGAGAGCCUGCCCGAUUUGAUCAGUUCACCUCCGGGAGAGGUGUAAAGCCCGGGUUUGGAGGACGCCAAGUUAUGGGCACCUUUCUGAUGUGCCCAUCAGCAGUCUGAGAAACGCUGCUCUGGGUUUUCCGCAUCGGCCUCCGGGAAGAAACAAGUUCCCGGUUCUCUGCGACCCUGCGGUCAGUGCUCGAGGCCCCGGGACGUCCAGCCCCCACUGCCUGGCAGAUGUGGCCCUUCCAUGCUGAGGCCGAGAGUCCCGCCUGACCCAGCCGCCGCCUCUCCAGGGCCUCUCCGGGCCACGCCCCUGCGGACUCUACAGCCAUGCUGCCCCUUCUGGCUCUGUUCCUGCACUGCCUCCCACUGGCCUCUGGGGACUACGACAUCUGCAAGUCCUGGGUGACCACGGACGAGGGCCCCACCUGGGAGUUCUAUGCCUGCCAGCCCAAGGUGAUGCGGCUCAAGGACUACGUCAAGGUGAAGGUGGAGCCCUCAGGCAUCACGUGUGGGGACCCCCCUGAGAGAUUCUGCUCCCACGAGAACCCCUACCUGUGCAGCAACGAGUGUGACGCGUCCAACCCGGACCUGGCCCACCCGCCGCGGCUCAUGUUCGAUGCGGAGGAUGAGGGCCUGGCCACGUACUGGCAGAGUGUCACGUGGAGCCGCUACCCCAGCCCCCUGGAAGCCAACAUCACCCUCUCGUGGAACAAGAGCGUGGAGCUGACGGACGACGUGGUGGUGACCUUCGAGUACGGCCGGCCCACGGUCAUGGUCCUCGAGAAGUCCCUGGACAACGGGCGCACGUGGCAGCCCUACCAAUUCUACGCCGAGGACUGCAUGGAGGCCUUCGGCAUGACCGCCCGCCGGGCCCGCGACCUGCCCGCCUCGGGCGCCCACCGCGUGCUGUGCACCGAGGAGUACUCGCGCUGGGCGGGCUCCAAGAAGGAGAAGCACGUGCGCUUCGAGGUGCGGGACCGCCUGGCCAUCUUCGCCGGCCCCGACAUGCGCAACAUGGGCAACCUCUACACGCGCCUGGAGAGCGCCAAGGGCCUCAAGGACUUCUUCACUGUCACGGACCUGCGCAUGCGGCUGCUGCGCCCGGCGCUGGGGGGCACCUACGUGCAGCGGGAGAACCUCUACAAGUACUUCUAUGCCAUCUCCAACAUCGAGGUCAUUGGCAGGUGCAAGUGCAACCUGCACGCCAGCCUGUGCUCCGUGCGCGAGGGCAGCCUGCAGUGUGAGUGUGAGCACAACACCACGGGCCCCGACUGCGGCAAGUGCAAGAGGAACUUCCGCACGCGGUCCUGGCGCGCUGGCUCCUACCUGCCGCUGCCGCAUGGCUCUCCCAACGCCUGCGCUGCCGCAGGCUCCGCUGUUGGUAUUGUGGGCACCUUUGCUGCUGCCCCUGCCCCGGCUUCCAGACCUUUCCAGCUCAAGCCCAAAUCUGCUGAAGUGGUGCCCAUUGAAGAAUUCCAAGACUGUGAAUGUUACGGCCACUCCAACCGCUGCAGCUACAUCGACUUCCUGAACGUGGUGACAUGUGUCAGCUGCAAACACAACACGCGGGGCCAGCACUGCCAGCACUGCCGUCUGGGCUACUACCGCAACGGCUCCGCCGAGCUGGACGACGAGAACGUGUGCAUCGAGUGUAACUGCAACCAGAUCGGCUCCGUGCACGACCGGUGCAACGAGACCGGCUUCUGCCAGUGCCGCGAGGGUGCAGCGGGACCCAAGUGCGACGACUGCCUCCCGACGCACUACUGGCGCCAGGGCUGCUACCCCAACGUGUGCGACGACGACCAGCUGCUCUGCCAGAACGGCGGCACCUGCCUGCAGAACCAGCGCUGCGCCUGCCCGCGCGGCUACACCGGCGUGCGCUGCGAGCAGCCCCGCUGCGACCCCGCCGCGGAGGACGGCGGCCUGGACUGCGACCGCGCGCCCGGGGCCGCCCCGCGCCCCGCCACCCUGCUCGGCUGCCUGCUGCUGCUGGGGCUGGCCGCCCGCCUGGGCUGCUGAGCCCGGCCCCGGAGGACCCUGCGCCCUGCGCCCGGGGGUGGGGUGGGGGCCCUGGGGGCUCGAGGGCCCGAGGGGCCGGCGCCCGAGGCCGGGCGGCGAGAAGGGUGCGGCCCGAGCUGCUCCCAGGUGCUACUCAGCAGAGUCCUCCCGCCGCCUCCCGCCGCGGUGUGUGCGUGGCACCUGCCCUCGCCCCGGCACUGCCCUCCGCCGCCGCACGGUGGCGCUGUGGGGGCUCUGGCCCAGCAGCCUGCGAUUUGGGUCUUAGUUUUUCUUUUGUAUUACCCGCCGCCCCCACUUUUUUUUUUUUUUUUUUUUGCUGGUGGUGAGACAGGGGGUGGGGAGAAAUGCUGCUCACCUCAACACCCCCGGGUCUGCCUCCCAACACACACACGCACACACACACACACACACACACACACAUAUGCGACUGUUGCAGACACCCCUGCGCCUGUCCCUGGCUUACCGUAGGCCAGCGGACCCCGGAACUCCUGUUGCCUACAACUCUUCUUUGUUUUCCUUUGCAAGCCACCAGACUCCGUGAGGCCUGGUGACCAAGGAACUCACCGUCUGGGGGAGGGAGUUAGGAAGGAGGGUUGGGAGGGCUGGAAACUUUGUUUUGUAGAGAACUAUUUUUGUUUGUAUUCACCGUCCCCUCUAAGGAGGACUCAAGCCGGAAUAGGUGGUUGAUGGUGUCUAACCCCACAGAGUAAAGAGUCUGCUCACUGCUGCC
Molecule: messenger RNA, 2989 nt
Organism: Hyaena hyaena (striped hyena)
Lineage: Eukaryota; Metazoa; Chordata; Mammalia; Carnivora; Hyaenidae
Gene: NTNG2
Product: netrin G2
Exons: 9
Coding region: 568-2259 (563 amino acids)
Source: RefSeq, a predicted model, not a curated record